GCGCGCUUCCAGUCCUCAAUUAGGUCCGCAUCCUGCACAUAUAAGGAGGUUGCCUCCACGACUUUCAUGUUUUCUCCGGAAGGUGACUAAGCGGUGCUGACAUGUCUGGCCGAGGCAAAGGUGGGAAGGGCCUGGGCAAGGGGGGCGCCAAGCGCCACCGCAAGGUGCUGCGCGAUAACAUCCAGGGCAUCACGAAGCCCGCCAUCCGGCGGCUGGCCCGGCGCGGCGGCGUCAAGCGCAUCUCCGGCCUCAUCUACGAGGAGACCCGCGGGGUGCUCAAGGUGUUCCUGGAGAACGUGAUCCGCGACGCCGUCACCUACACGGAGCACGCCAAGCGCAAGACGGUCACGGCCAUGGACGUGGUGUACGCGCUCAAGCGCCAGGGCCGCACCCUCUACGGCUUCGGCGGCUGAGCGCCUCCGACCUCCUGCUACCUCCACAAGCACAAAAAGGCCCUUUUCAGGGCCGCCCACGUUUUCCACGAAAGAUCUGUAGCUUUUGGUUACUUUCUAGGAAUCUUGUGCUAUAUUGUGUGCCCACCUUCUAAAUGUGUAUAAGAGUUGUUAGUUGUCCGCUCUGUCGUGCCCCUUUAUCUUAACCCGAGGGCUUUUAACGUUGGGGCUUAGUUAAGCCGUGCUGUGGCUCUGCCGCAGUCGGUUUGUCUAAGCCUUGGGCUGCCCAUCAAUUUUGGGUGACAGACAAGGCCACAUGGUAUCGUCGGCAUUUCCAAGGAGCUUCCUUCGUCCUCGAGCACUUUCGAGUUCGAAAUCAGGUGUCUUCAAGAAUUCUUUUUUGGCUGUUGGCUCCGGACCACCCCUCCAUCACCCGAAAAUGUCAUCAGAAGUAUUCCACUUCCUCCAGGGUCUUCCAGCUGGACUAAACUUUACAGGAGGACAUACUAACAGGAGGAAAAAAAAAAAAUCCAAAGGUCUUAUUACCUGCGCCCAGAGUCCCGCUCCUGAUCUGAGAAAGUGGACCCUGAGAACACACGUUUCUGAUCUGUUGAGCUGGUGUUCCCCUGUUGUUGUGGAGAUGCCGUCUAUACAAUAAUGUAGAAGAAGUUAAGUCAUCAGACCAGAGACUUCCCUUGAACUCCACACUCAGAGACCCAGCUACCCACUUGACUUCUCUAUUUGGAAGUCCAUGAAUAUCCAUUUCCAAAUCUGACACCACCACCGCAAGACCAGCCUCUCUCGUCAACAUCUUGAAUUUGGAAAACGCCGAGUCCCACCUUCCAGCUGGAGUUGUUUUCGACUCUCCAGUCCAUAGUAGGUCCUGUCAGCUGUACCUGGAAAACACAGCAAGAAGGCAUUUCCCUUUCCAGCUCUUUCCCAUCGCUGGUGCUCUGGCCAAGCAGCCCUCACUCUAUCGUUAUUCCUGCAGCCCUGUCUGCUUCCGCCCUCCUAUAUUUCACACAGCAGCCAGGGAUUGUAACAAAGAGUAAAUCAGA
Molecule: messenger RNA, 1450 nt
Organism: Neofelis nebulosa (Clouded leopard)
Lineage: Eukaryota; Metazoa; Chordata; Mammalia; Carnivora; Felidae
Product: histone H4
Exons: 3
Coding region: 102-413 (103 amino acids)
Biological process (GO): nucleosome assembly
Cellular component (GO): nucleosome
Molecular function (GO): protein heterodimerization activity; DNA binding; structural constituent of chromatin
Source: RefSeq, a predicted model, not a curated record